AUGUCUAAUGUAUGGGUUUGCCUUUUCGCUACACUCCUUUCUCCCCUCCGCCCUCCCUCUCUUGCUUCUCCCCUCUGCCCACCCUCCCUCUCUUCUCCAAUCCACCCACCCUCCCUCCCCUCUCCCUUCCGUCCACCCUCACUCCCUCCUCCUCUCCGCCCACCCUCCCUCGCCUCUCUCCUCAGCCCACCCUCCCUCCCAUCUCCCCUCCGCCCACCCUCCCUCGCUUCUCCCCUCCACUCCGCGUCCACCUCUCCUGCUGCCCUUCUCUCCUCCCCCAUGCCCUCCACCCCUCCCUCACCUCUCUUCUCUCUGACCCUACUCUUGGCUCUCCCACCACUGGGGCAACACACCCUCUGCAUCCCUCUCGGGCUGCACCCAUUCCAUGCCUCCCACCACCACAUAGCUCCCAUCUCCCUCAUGCCUCAAACCGCCUCCAUGGGCCAACCCGUACCCCCAACCCAAUGUUGCUGGGGGGACUGCAAAGGGGAGCGGGUAAAAGGGCGUACCCUUCUGCCCUUCCACACCCCUCGCCAGCCCAUUCUCCCUUCCUCCGUCUUUCUGCUUCGCCUCCUGAUCCCCCUUCUCCCGCCCCUCGCCCCGUUUCCGCCAAGCCUACACACGCACUAG
Molecule: messenger RNA, 630 nt
Organism: Closterium sp. Naga37s-1
Lineage: Eukaryota; Viridiplantae; Streptophyta; Zygnematophyceae; Desmidiales; Closteriaceae
Source: the annotation of a GenBank genome assembly